Spirodela intermedia is the source of this 1878-nucleotide messenger RNA. The record is from the annotation of a GenBank genome assembly. Lineage: Eukaryota; Viridiplantae; Streptophyta; Magnoliopsida; Alismatales; Araceae.
AUGUUGGCCCGCCACUGGAGACCGCCCUUCCCCCGCUGGUCCGUGCGGCUGGGCAGCGCCGCUGGUGCGGCGGUGCCCUCGAGCAACUGGGCGAUCAGCCGGCUCGUCAGGGACGGGGAUGUGGAUUCCGCCCGGAGGCUGUUCGACGCAAUGCCGGUGAAGAAUCUCGUCUCCUGGAACCUGAUGCUGGCGGCGUACUCCAAGAAGCCCGGCCGCCUGGCGGAGGCCCGGGAGCUCUUCGCCGAAAUCCCCUCGCCGGACGUUGUUUCCUUCAACACGAUGCUCUCCUGCCACUUCCGCAACGGCGACGCCGAAGGCGCUCGCCGCCUCUUCAACCAAAUGCCCGCCAGGGACUGCGUCUCCUGGAACGCCAUGAUCUCCGGGCUGGCGGAGAACGGGGCGACGGAUGAGGCGCGGGGGGUCUUCUCCGCCAUGCCGGAGAAGAAUCUCGUCUCCUGGAACACAAUGAUCGCCGGGCUGGUGCGGGCCGGGGAUCUGGCCCUCGCCGAGAAGUACUUCCGGGAAGCUCCGGACAAGGACGACGUCGUCCUGCAGACGGUGAUGAUCAGCGGGUACAUGGCCGCCGGAGAGGUCGACAGGGCGCGGUCCCUCUUCGACGGGAUGCCCGCCAGGAAUCCGGUGACUUGGAACGCCAUGAUCUCCGGCUUCGUCGACAACCAGCAACCGGAGAACGCGCUGAAGAUCUUCCAGGCGGCACUGGGCGGCGGCUCUAGCCCCCGCCUCAGACCCAACUCCUCCACAUUGAGCAGCGCACUCCUGGGCUGCAGCCAUCUUUCUGCCCUCGAAUUGGGCAAGCAAAUCCAUCAACUCGCCUGCAAGCUCCCCCUGAUCCUCGACCCCGUCGUGGGGACGUCGCUCGUCAGCAUGUACUGCAAGUGCGGCGAUCUAGGCGCCGCACGCAAACUGUUCGAGGAAAUGCCUCGAAGGGACGUCGUCACCUGGAACGCUAUCAUCUCCGGCCACGCCCUCCACGGCCGCGGCGGGGAGGCCCUCAAACUGUUCCACGAGAUGACAAACAACCAGGGGAUCCUCCCCAACUGGGUCACCUUUGUCGCCGCCCUCUCGGCCUGCGCCCACGCCGGCAUGGUGGGCGCCGGCCGGCGCAUCUUCCGCUCCAUGAGGGAGCGGUACGGCGUGGAUCCCCGCCCCGACCACUACUUCCCCAUGGUGGACCUCCUCUGCAGGGCCGGCUUGCUGGCUGAGGCGGCGGAGCUGAUCCGCCGAUCACCCUUCCGUCCCCAUGGAGCCCUCUUCGGGGCCCUCCUGGGGGCCUGCAGGGCGCAGAAAAACCCCGAGCUCGCGGAGUUCGCCGCCGGGAGGCUCCUCGAGCUCAACCCGAGGAGCGCUGGCGCCUACGUGCAGCUGGCCAACGUCUACGCCGCCGCCGGCCGGUGGGAGGACGUCUCCAGAGUCCGGCGGCUGAUGAGGGAGGGGAAACUCGUCAAGGCCCCCGGGUGCAGCUGGAUCGAGGCGAAGGGCGCUGUCCACGUAUUCCGUUCAGGGGACCGCCGCCACCGGGAGCUGGAGGCCAUAUGGGCCAAGCUGGCGGAGCUGGAGGAGGCCAUGAAGAGGGCUGGCCAUGCGCCGCAUCUCGGGUCGGCGGGUCACGACGUUGUGGUGGAGGAGAAGGAGCGGAUGCUGCUAGGGCAUAGCGAGAAGCUCGCCAUCGCCUUCGGGCUGCUGGCCGUCCCCGCAUGGGCGACGAUCCGCGUGUUCAAGAACCUCAGGGUCUGCGUGGACUGCCACAACGCCACCAAGCUCAUCUCCACUCUCGAAGGGAGAGAGAUCGUCGUCAGGGAUACCUCCAGAUUCCACCAUUUCAGGGAUGGUUCCUGUUCCUGUGGGGACUUCUGGUGA